This is a messenger RNA of Histoplasma capsulatum G186AR, 483 nucleotides long. RefSeq lists its product as uncharacterized. NCBI's taxonomy places the organism in Eukaryota, Fungi, Ascomycota, Eurotiomycetes, Onygenales, Ajellomycetaceae. The record is from RefSeq and is a predicted model, not a curated record. The transcript has 3 exons. The coding region runs from base 1 to 483 and encodes 160 amino acids.
AUGACGGGCAUGCUUGGCGCUGACUCACCACUCUCCGAGUGCACGGGCCAGGUCGGACCCGGCCAGACAAGCUUUGGUGAGCCGCUAGUGACUUGGCGCGUCGGCCUUGGCACGCUCUUUCUGGAACGAGCCUCGGUUCGGGCAGUUGAUGAGUUCCGGAAAAGCAUCAUGCAGCCGGGCAUCGGCAGCGUUGGAGAACCCGCGGUCCUCUGGAUACCGGAGACGCUGGAGACGCUGGAGACGACGGAGACGACGGAGAUGACGGAGACGCCAUGGGAAACCGUUGGUUCGAGGAGCCAAAUCCAUGGGGGAUAUCUGCGAUCUUCCUUUCUGCGUUUCUCGAACGAUAAUGAAUCGAGGGUUCGUCGUGUCUCCUUGGGGACUGAAAAGGCCGAAAAGAAGAGAAAAGCUGACGACAACCCGGCAGCCACGACAGCAACGAACAUGGAAUCAUUGCACUGGCUGAAGAGCUUUAGGGUCUAG